UAUGUUACUUGUGGAGUUGGCAUAUUUGUUAAUGUUGUUAUUUAAAUAAUAGGUAUUUUCUUUUUUCUUUUUAGAUGCAUUGAGUUUGGGUGCUUUUAAAUUUUACGUCUAUUAUGAGUUAUUGAUCUUAACAGAAUAAUUGUUCAAUUUUUCCAAAUACUAAUUAAAAAUGUUAUGAAAUAAAGUAGAACGAGAAUUAUUAAGAGGUGUCAAAAAAAUAUCUUCUGUUUAAUUUCUAAAUAUAUUUAUUUAGCAGAGAUAAUAUCUGUAGUGAACAAGUUAUGAUGGAAUGGUGCAUGGUUAACGUUUUUAUUGUUCAUUGAUCUUCGUAUAAGAAAAUGUGCGAUCUAUCCAACCUUAUCCUGCCAGAAAAUUGCAUUUUAGAAGAUUCAGAGAGCAAAGAUGAAAGUAAAAUAUGUCGAAUAUGUCUCGGAGUUUUCAAAGAAUAUAAUGACUUAGAGAUCACAGACUCUGCAUCUAUAGUAAAUAUGGUAACUAUGUGCCUUCCUCAAAUUAAUUUCAAGUUAAGCAAGGAUCCUGUUAUUUGUCAACAAUGUUUAACCAAGUUAGAAGAAUUUCAUAAAUUUUUAAUUGUUUGUCUGCAUACUGAGAAUAAAAUUUUAAGUUACUGUAAUACUGCAAAUAUAAAACCACCAGUACAUUUGCCUGAUAUUUUUAAGUUACCACUUGAUAGUGAAAAUAUUUCAGUAAAAUCUGAAGACGAUUCAAGUGGGAAAAAACUGGAUAUAAAAAUGGAAGAUGCAUCAAUCUCAAGUGAUGAGUUUGGCCCAGACAUUAAUACGGAAAGGGCAGAACCAAGAAAAAGGGGUUACAGGAAUAUCAGGAAACCAUUUUCAAAAGAUUUAGUAGAAGGAUCAUUUAAAUGUGAAAUAUGUAACAAAAAAUUUACCUCAAAAUGGGGAUUGGAUAGACAUACUCCAUCUCAUAAUACAAAUUGCCCCUUCUCUUGUGACACAUGUAACAUGGAAUUCAAGUACAAACACAGUUUACAAAAACAUUUAUUGGCACAUAUAAGUAAUGCCCCAAUAUCAAAACCGUUUGCCUGUGAUGUCUGUGGAAAAUGUUUCAACAGAAAAGCGAAAAUGAUUAAACAUCAACAAAUACAUGUAAUCAAAGAAAAACCAUUUGGAUGUAAUAGUUGUGGCAAAAGGUUCACUGCCGAGGAUUUGUUAAAUAGUCACAUUUUUCGUGUACAUGAUAGUGAAAAGCCGUAUAGUUGUGAACUAUGUGGCAAUAAAUACAGCAGUAAGUCAGGUUUAGAUGUGCACUUGAAAUCACAUUUUCCUAGUGACAAACCUAAACCUGAUCCAGACCUAAUGUGUGACUUCUGUGGCAAAUUGUUUUAUAGGAGAUAUGCUUUGGAGAAACAUAGAAUGAGCCACACAGGGGAAAAACCAUUUGAAUGUGAGGAAUGUGGCAUGAAAUUUAAAGAAAGGUACCACUUGACCAUUCAUAUGCGUCGGCAUACUGGAGAAAGACCUUAUGACUGUGACAUAUGUGGAUUUAAAUUUGCAAGCAAAAACAGACUAGGGGUUCACAUGAGGAUCCACACUGGCGUUAGACCUUUUCCUUGUCAAAUGUGUGAGAUGGCGUUCACCAGAAAAGAUCAUUUGAUUAAACAUGUGCGUGCUAUACACACUGGAGAAAGACCGUUUGUUUGUGAUAUUUGUGAUAAAACAUUCAAUAGAAGAGAUUAUUUAUUUAAGCAUAAAAAGGUUCAUAUAAAAAGAAUGUUAUAAGUUAUAUGGUUAUGGGAAUAAAAGUUAUUUUUACAGUU
Messenger RNA from Sitophilus oryzae (rice weevil), 1798 nucleotides. RefSeq names its product zinc finger protein OZF-like. Gene Ontology annotation, molecular function: zinc ion binding. The coding region runs from base 339 to 1760 and encodes 473 amino acids. NCBI's taxonomy places the organism in Eukaryota, Metazoa, Arthropoda, Insecta, Coleoptera, Curculionidae. The transcript is spliced from 3 exons. The record is from RefSeq and is a predicted model, not a curated record. Gene Ontology annotation, cellular component: nucleus.